Strongylocentrotus purpuratus (purple sea urchin) is the source of this 4812-nucleotide messenger RNA. RefSeq lists its product as uncharacterized. The coding region runs from base 86 to 1681 and encodes 531 amino acids. Gene Ontology annotation, cellular component: nucleus; cytoplasm. NCBI's taxonomy places the organism in Eukaryota, Metazoa, Echinodermata, Echinoidea, Camarodonta, Strongylocentrotidae. The transcript is spliced from 7 exons. Gene Ontology annotation, biological process: meiotic cell cycle; male meiosis I; mRNA stabilization. The record is from RefSeq and is a predicted model, not a curated record.
GAUACGACGAAAUUCUAAAGAUUGUAGACUCCAAAAUCAAAGAAAACAAGUCCAGAGUAACUGCAGCAAGAUCCAGACAACAGUCAUGCCAAAUGAUGUCCAGACCUCUGAAGGCCCCCUUGACCGAUCCUUUGAGGACUUGGUUACUAAGAUUCUUGCUACCGAAGAUGACUGUGUGACAAAUGAUAGCCUUGGUACCCAGAUUUCUCUUACACAGGAGCUGCUAGAGACCCUUUCAGCUGGAAACUGCUUUGAAAAUGGCAUCCCUCCAUGGAAGCAAGACGCAAUCCCAGACAUCAGUGGAUUAUCAUCUGCCCAGCUCAUCCAAGAGGCACUCAAUUGGAUGCAGCAAAAUAAGAAUGGACAGAUGUUAAGUGCAGAGAAUGAGAACACAUAUCCAGAUUCUCCUCACAACUCUCUUGCUGGAAGUUACAGUUCUGGAGAUGAAGUUGGUUGGCCAAAUGUUCCACUUUCCAGAGCUGAGGCGGAGAUGGCUCCUCAAUGCAUGAAUCGCAACAGUCCCCAGAUUCCACCUCUAGAUGUUAAACCACCUAAGUACAGCUAUGAGCCGAAUCAGUUCAACAACAUGCCACCCGCGAGAGAAGAUUAUCCCUUCCGAUUCCCUCCAAAUAGAUCCUCUCCCAUCAACAUGGCAGAAAUGGGGGUUGUCCAACCAGACUCUCAGAUGCCUGCAUCGAUGGGUGGGUUCAACAUGGGCAAUAAUUUCCAGGGUUCCCCUGCCCAGUCUCCGCCACUUCCUCAACGUCAGAUGUCCCAAAGCAUCCAUGCCCAGGAUGACUACCCACCUCAGCAGCCAAAUUAUCCUCAAACCUUCCAACGCCCCUCCUUCAAUAACCCUAGAGACAUUGAUAUGUCUCGGUAUGCUAGAGCCCAACAGUGGAAGAACCAGCAGGAUUUCUUUCGCACGAUGACCAACCCUAGAUUCAAGUACGACCCCCAAAUGGCUGCAGGAUUUCCUCGCAACAACUAUAACAAUCGCUAUCCAUAUAGCAGCAGACCAAACCAUGUUCCAGGCUGGGUGAAGAGGAACCAAUCACUCAACUUGAACUUGAGACAGCAGUCACCAUCAUUUUCUGAGAAUUACACUUCUCUGCCCCGCAGCCCGUUGUCUCCUACAUCACCAAUACUAGAUGGGGAGCUUGUCGCGGCUAUUGAAGACUGCCAGUACCAGUUGCAGAAUUUGGAAAAAGAAAGAAGGAAGACUGAAACGGAACUGGUGAAGAUGAAUCCAGGAAAGCGCAUAUCAAGUUCUAACACUAUUGCAGUGCCUCCACUACCACCAAACCCAUCUGCCUUGGAUCAACUCAUCGUUGAAGAGUAUAGAGAGCAUAGCAGGAUGACUACUCUGUUGAGUAAGAUCGGAGGUCUGAAUGCCAAGGCCCUUCAUCCAAACAUUGAGGCUUGUCUGGACUCGUGGGUGUCAGCCAUACAGUCUGUUGAAGCACACCGAACAGCUGAAAAGUGUCAAAGUCUGCAUGGAAGAAAUGUACUGGAUAAAGGAAAUGGGACUAUCAUUGAGAAGGUCAAGAUACUUCACCAGGCCACAAGUGAUGCAAGAACCAGGCUGUGGUGUGCUCUUCAGCUUUCCAAAGAAAAACAUAUUCCUCCCAUCAAGAAAGAGCUCUUGAAUUUCCUCCCUGAGAUGGUGCGCCUCAUAUAAAUGCUGUGAAUACAAAAAGUAGCAUUUACAUUGUUGCUCUAUGUGCAGGUAAAAAAAAGAAACCAGGGUACAAAAUAACAUUAGUUCAUUCUAAAGGAUUCUGGUAUGUGAUUGUAAAUUUUUGUUUUCUUUAACUUAUACCUAGAAAUGGGUUUGAACAAUAAGGCUGAAAACUUGUGAAGCUCUAAGGAUUUGGAUGAACUUGCGGCAACCUGUUGACAUUAAAUAUGAACAUAAUGUUAUGUCUUGGAAGCAAUGUCAUAUUUUCUGUAUGAAAAGUAACUUCAUUACUUAACCAAAAACUUGAUACAAAAUUAUAUAUUUUCAAGUAUGAUGUUACUGAUCAUUUAUUAUCUCACACAUUUUUCCAUAAGGUUACUAAGGAUACGAUAUGUAUACAUCAUGAAGUAAACUCAUUGUUCCUCACUCAGAGGCCUAAAUGUACUUGUGGAUAGGCCCCCGGGAUGUAAUUAUGUUCCCAUUUCUGAUAAACUAGAAAUUAUUAUAUAUUUUACGUAGUUCGCAUCAAUUAGAUAGAAACCUUUAGUGCCUUCAAUUUUGUGCUUACUGUAGUACAAACAUCAUUCCCUCAAUGCCAUUUUUAACACUAUCAUUGUUGUUUUAAUUACACCAAUUAACAAUUAUUGGCUAUAUACGCCAGAACCAUCGAUAGCAGGUAAGAUACAGACGCCAUUACCAGUAAUUAUUAUAAAACGUCAAUCCUUUACGAGUCAAACUGGAAUGUGGAUGAAAGGCAAAAAGGCGCUAUCAUCAUUCUGAAAUUGCUGCAGAACACAUUUUGAAAAUUUGAGACAACACAUUACUGUUUAUAGAGAAAGUUUCCUAUAUUGUAUUUCUUUGUUUUCUGAGUGGAAUAAGUAUUAUGACUACUAUGUACUAUUGAAUCAUAUGUCAACUAUACAUGGUAAAAUUUCAGAUAAGGAAAGAAAGUACAUUCUAAAAAGGAAUCAUUCAAGAUAUUCCAAGAGCUCUUUAUAGGGCACACUGCCACUCUGAAACAAUCUAUAAGAAUAUAGAGGAGUAAAUUAUGAAGCUUAAAGAGAGAGGACAAAAUCCAAACCUAUUUAUGCCAUUGCAGUGAACUUGCCUUACAUGUAUCAUGUCCUGUUAUAUAAAAGAAAGCUUUUGAAAAAUGAAGUAAAUAUCAAAUCCAAAUUUUAAAACGGUCAGUAUCAAGAGAUUGAUAAACCACUGCUCUGUACAUUCCCUGCAUUUGCUUUGAAUGGCAUUUCCUGUUAUGCUAGAAAAGUAAAUUGAGUCACUCAUCAUAAAUGGCUGUGAUUUUUUUGUUAACCUUCCUUUAAAACAUUCUCUUUACAUUUCAUCCUAAAAUCAAACGUCUGUUAUUCAAAAUCCGAAAGGAUUUUUUUUACUAUACAUGCCAUGUAUAUUUGUUACUGUGUAUAUGGAAAGUAGAUUUAAUCUUUUUCUAAUUACAUGCAUGGUUGAUAUAAUGUCUUGUUAAAUACUAACGAAUAAAGACUUGCAAUUAUACUUUCUUUGAGAUUUAAAUGAAGUAAAAAUAAUUUUCUUGAUAUAUUGCAUAUUCAUAUAAUUGGAAAAAAGAAAGUUAUAUUUGAUUUGUAUAUACUAUUGUUAUUAAUGAUUGAUGAUUGAUUCUAUAUUAAUUUGUAUGAUUUAAUCUCGUCUAAAACAUUGCCUUAUCUGUUUUGUUUUCUUUCAUUUUGCUUGUAGUAGGUAUGAAACGAAUAUAUUAGUACUUUUGUUGUUUUACUGGUGAUAGUUAUGAAAUGAGAUGUAAAAUGCUAAUGCUUUUAAUCACCUGGAAAUGAACCCAUUGCAAAUGAUUUUGUAUCAAAAAUUAAAAAUUGAUAAUGAAAAUUUGUUUUUCCGUCAUUUGAAUAGAAGGAAAUACAUUUGAACGUUGCUGACAACUAGCAUGACUGAGUCUUUAUAUAUAUUAUAUAUAUGGUAAUAACUGAAUGUUAAGAGCUGAUGUGCUUUUGAUAUAUAUAGGAGUUGAAUUCUGAAUUCAUAUACAUGUAUGUUUUGUAUUUAUAUACAGUUUCUCUGUAAAUAUGUUGGCAGGGUCUAUCAAAGAAUUGUAAAUUGUGAAAACGUUGCUGAAAUUAAUUUUCAUUGAUCAUUUAAAUUAGUCGAUGUUAAAAUAGGUGGAAGUAAAAUACAGAGUUAAUGAAGUAUUAGCAAAAUUGCUUAUUUAUGAAGAAGAUAUUUUACAUAUGGAUCUUAUUUUUUGGAAUGAUAAGUUAUGUUGUCUUCCAAUCAUGUAGGCAUAGACAUCUCAAGUCAGAAUUUCCAUUGAAUAUUCUUUACUUAUUUAAAGGAAUAAUCAGCAGACGCUCUAUUUAGGAAUUGCUAGGUGUUUAGGGAAGGGAAAGAAAAAUGUAUUAGUUUUUAGAUCAUGCAUCAUUUCAAUUAAUUAGAAAUUGAAGUUCUACAUGAGAAUUGAAUGUUCAGGAUUGGUGAAUAUACUAAUAGAAUGGCACAAUAUAGAAUAUUUUAUUGUCAAUGAAAGUUGGUGAAUACAUUGGCAUGAAUUUCUAUUUCGGAUUUCAGGAAUAUACUCUAAGGAGGAAUUUCAAUAUAGUGAUCAUGAAAGUAUAUCACUCCUGCUUAAAAAAUUCUGUUUGCAGCUUAUUUUCAAAAUAAUUUAAUUGGAAUAAACACUUGUCUAUUUUUGGUAUUAGAAUCAGGGUAUACAUCAAUGGUAUCCAAAUCUUUUCAAAAUAUGUUAUUUAUAGAAAGGCUACUUAACUUCCAAAUUAAAAAAAAGCCUACUGUAAUUUGAAAAAUGUUUGGUAGCAAGUCAAAAUUGGAGAAAAAAUUAGGUAAAAGUAGUGCGUUGGUAAAAAGAUAAAAUUGAAUGUAAAUUGCAAAAAAUUGUAUAAAUGUUGUUUGCUUUACAUUGCCGUUUAUAAUACGGAUUUGAAUUUUCAGAGUACAUAAAUUUGAAUGUCACUUCUCUAAUAAGCGUGGUAUUUAAAAGUUUGAACAAAUUCUCGUUUCAUAGAAUAUAUAAAGUUGAAAGAAGUUGAAGUUUUUACAAAGAAUUUUUUAAUUCAACAUAUUCACUUUUUCCCUUUUUCAUUCAAGUUAUUUAUCAAAUUAAAGUUUUUACUCUAUUAAAA